This is a messenger RNA of Salvia splendens (bonfire salvia), 483 nucleotides long. RefSeq lists its product as uncharacterized. Bases 1 to 483 code for a protein of 160 amino acids. The record is from RefSeq and is a predicted model, not a curated record. NCBI's taxonomy places the organism in Eukaryota, Viridiplantae, Streptophyta, Magnoliopsida, Lamiales, Lamiaceae. The transcript has a single exon.
AUGACAGACGAUACAAAAAAUGAUCCAGAACGGCCAGCAAAACUGAAAGAUAGCAAGAACAUUGUCGUGGCAUUCAAACUCGACGGAAAGAAUUACCCACUAUGGUCAAGACUAAUGAAAGUCAAGAUCGGAGGCCGAGGAGCCUAUUCGCACAUCAAAAAUGAACCUCCCGCACCGGGGAGCAAAGGAUACGACAACUGGGAAGAAGACGAUCUGGUGGUGUUUUCCUGGAUCGUCGACAACAUCGAGAACGAAAUCAUCGCUGAUUUCGCUCAUCACCAGACAUCAAAGGCACUCUGGGACAGUCUCGCGGUAACAUUCGAGAACAAGGCGGACAAGUACCUGAUUUACGACCUGGAAGAAAAGGCAAUCGAGUUAAAACAAGGGAACCUCGACUUGGAAACAUACUACCGACGGAUCCAAGGGCUGUGGAUCAACAUCGAUCGAUGUCAGAAGCAGCCCAUUACAUGCUGCGACAAAUGA